CAAAGGGAUUCUCGCAACCCCAACAUCCCAAAUACGAAGGGUGCAUGUGGAUUAAUGGGUCGCUGAUCCCGCCUUACUGCGGCAUCCGGCGGUGGAAAUCUUUGGAUGACGCGGAGAUCGAACCGUUGUUGGACAAAUAUGAGACACUAAUCAGGGAAUGGGCGUCUGAGUAUGCCGUUGAGCUUGGGAAUGGGGUUGAUGGUGAUGAAACCAUGUCUGAGCAGGAGAAGAGAUCGGUUAUGGAUAGUUUGGGGAGUUAUUGUGCGUUUCGGGAUUGGGAUAGUUUGAUAGAGGGUCUCUUGCCGAAGAAGGAUACCCCUGAGGUUUCGAUGCCGGGUUCGCCACACACUCCGAUGCUGAUAGACGUUGAUGUCAAGGAAGAGGAGAACCCACUCCCUGAGAUGGACAUGACUCCUGAUAUUCCGCCGAAGAGUCCUUCGGAUAAUCCGACAGAUGACACUGCGAAUGUCAAAUCCGAUAGUGUUCUAGAUGGUUCAAAAGAGAACGCUCUUGAUGAAGCGACGGCUAAGUCUCAGGAGGUUAUGGUGGAAAGCCCUACAGAUGCUAGACCAGCGAGUGUUCUCAAUACUCCCUCUGGGAACCUCUCGGAGGGCUCAUUGUCGAACUCUUCAGACGCAACUCCGGCCAACCCGAACAAUAUCCCAUCAUUCCCUCCUGAAGCGACAACAAGCUCCCACGACGCUCCGCCGCUAAGUGCACCAAGGAAAAAGCGCCCUAAUCCACCCGGCCUCUCAAUCCUGCUGGUAGAAUGCCUUCUCACUAAAUGUCUUUACGAGAACAUAAUCCAGGAUCCAUUCUAUUACCUUGUCAAAGCAGAGGACACGGAGGUCGACAGCGUGCCAACUACAUUCGGCAGAGACUUUUAUAGUGUCUGGCAGAAGCUGAUGAGAGCCAGUCGAGUCAAGGCACAACGAAUCCGAAUGGAAAUGACCCAGCUCCUCAACGGCUUCGACAUCUGGGACCAAUGCCACGACAUCUCAAUCGGAGCACAAAGUCGAAACCUCCGAAAACAGGCCCUAGAACGCCUCAUCGUCUCCGUCCUCGGCUCAUCUAGCACUAUACACCCCCUCCUCCGCCCGCUCAAUGACCCCAAACAAAGCGAAACCCGCUUCAAGCGCCUCCUGCACAUUUUCCGCGAGGCCGCCGAGAUUGCUAUCUGGAUGUACACGCAGGAGAGCUACUUCUUGUUCGCCGACAAUAUUGCCACGUUAGGGUCCUUCGACGGGCAGAUUACGGGCCGCGAGGAAUGUCUGGAGUUAGGGUACAAGGAGGCCGAGGAUACGAUGAGACCGCAUCAGUUUACGAGACGGGACUACCCUGCGGGAGUGUUGAAUGGGAGGAAUCCGGUGUUGAUGAUCAGGCCGGUGCUGAAGAGAGUUUUUGUGGAUUCGUGGACAAGCUGCGCGUUGAAUGAUCGGCCGGGCAAGGUGGUGUCGAGGGCUGUGGUGUGCCUGGGGAGGGAUGAACCAUUGGAAGAAAAUCGGACGAAGUGGUGA
Messenger RNA from Aspergillus melleus, 1517 nucleotides. RefSeq lists its product as uncharacterized. The coding region runs from base 45 to 1517 and encodes 490 amino acids. The record is from RefSeq and is a predicted model, not a curated record. NCBI's taxonomy places the organism in Eukaryota, Fungi, Ascomycota, Eurotiomycetes, Eurotiales, Aspergillaceae. The transcript has 2 exons.